AAGCCGCGCCGCGCCGUGACUUUAAAUUUACACGCCGGAAGUGGACGGCCGGGCGGCCCGGCUUGGGGCAGUGCGCCAGGGCUGGGGCUGCGGUAAGUUCCCGGGCCAGCCAGGCUGAGGGUUUGAGAGGACUCGGAGAGGAGCUUAAGGGGCAGCUCAGGGCCCCAGGGGAAGCGAAACCUAGCUACACCUGGUCAGGAACCGGCGUUCUGUGAAGAUGGCGGGGCCUGAGCUGCUGCUUGACUCCAACAUCCGCCUCUGGGUGGUCCUGCCCAUUGUUAUCAUCACCUUCUUCGUCGGCAUGAUCCGCCACUACGUGUCCAUCCUGCUGCAGAGCGACAAGAAACUCACCCAGGAACAAGUCUCCGACAGUCAAGUCCUAAUUCGAAGCAGAGUCCUCAGGGAAAAUGGAAAAUACAUUCCCAAACAGUCUUUCCUGACACGAAAAUAUUACUUCAACAACCCAGAGGAUGGAUUUUUCAAAAAGACUAAAAGGAAGGUAGUGCCUCCUUCUCCUAUGACUGAUCCCACUAUGCUCACCGACAUGAUGAAGGGCAAUGUAACAAAUGUUCUUCCUAUGAUUCUUAUUGGUGGAUGGAUCAACAUGACAUUUUCAGGCUUUGUCACAACCAAGGUCCCAUUUCCACUGACCCUCCGUUUUAAGCCUAUGCUACAGCAAGGAAUCGAACUACUCACACUGGAUGCGUCCUGGGUGAGUUCUGCAUCCUGGUACUUCCUCAAUGUAUUUGGGCUUCGGAGCAUUUACUCUCUGAUUUUGGGCCAAGAUAAUGCCGCUGACCAAUCACGGAUGAUGCAGGAGCAGAUGACUGGAGCAGCCAUGGCCAUGCCUGCAGACACCAACAAAGCUUUCAAGACAGAGUGGGAAGCCUUGGAGCUGACAGAUCACCAGUGGGCCCUAGAUGAUGUUGAAGAGGAACUCAUGGCCAAAGACCUCCACUUUGAAGGCAUGUUCAAAAAGGAAUUACAGACCUCUAUAUUCUGAAGACCAAGCAGGAAUUAGCAGUGUCAGGAACUCGGGGUAGUGCUUAACCUUGUAACUUUCAUUUGAGCCGGAGCCUCUUGGAAUAAAAAGGAGGAUGCAUGAGCUGGCGGGUGUGCAGCAAGGAUCAUUCUUGUCUGAGCCAGUUCCCCUUUAUGUUUGAAACUAGAGGAAUAUGUGCUGGGUGACUUACCCGGAAAGAGCUAUUUUUAAAAUGUUCUAAAUUUUCCAUCUGGUGACUCUAGUAAUGAAAUUCAGAGAAAGGGGGAAAACUCAAGCUAGUGAUAAUAUAUAAAACUUAGCAAAAAUACAGUCUUUGGAAAAGGUGUUGUCAGUUAUACCUAAUUAUUAUGUGUAGUCAGCCUGACUUCUAACCACAGUAGACUCCUGUUUU
Phyllostomus discolor (pale spear-nosed bat) is the source of this 1394-nucleotide messenger RNA. RefSeq names its product ER membrane protein complex subunit 3 (gene EMC3). Gene Ontology annotation, biological process: protein folding in endoplasmic reticulum. NCBI's taxonomy places the organism in Eukaryota, Metazoa, Chordata, Mammalia, Chiroptera, Phyllostomidae. The coding region runs from base 218 to 1003 and encodes 261 amino acids. The record is from RefSeq and is a predicted model, not a curated record. The transcript is spliced from 8 exons. Gene Ontology annotation, cellular component: membrane; EMC complex.